ACCAUCCAAAUUGCCCCAUCUAGUAAUCCCUCUCAUCCAAUGGCAACCUUCGAAAUCCCCGAAACCUGCAAGGCGGGUGUAGUCGUCAACUAUGGACCAGAUUUCCAUCUCGAAGUUCAAGAUGUUCCCGUUCCCAAACCAGGACCGGGUCAACUCCUUAUCAAGCUUAAUGUUACAGGCCUCUGUGGGAGUGAUAUCCACUUUAUGGCCAAUGAUCUCGGGAAUCCAGUUGGCAUGCAAGACUUCAACGUCCGCUCCCCCGGCCACGAAGGCGCAGGAGUAGUAGUCCAACUAGGCGCCGGCGUAACCAACUGGAAAAUCGGCGACCGAGCAGGCGUACGACCCAUGUGGGACGUGUGCCACAACUGCACACAAUGCUGGAACGGCGAAGAACAGUAUUGUCUUCAAGUGAUUCACACGGGAAUGAUGACGACGGGUUCCUAUCAACAAUAUGUUGUCACGCCGGCGAUUUAUACGGCGAAAAUUCCUGAUGAAGUGCCGGAUGAGGCGGCUGGCCCCAUUAUGUGUUCGGCUUCGACUAUGCAUUGUGCGCUGAGGGAGGGCGGGUUUAAGGCGGGCGAUUGGAUUGUUUUUCCGGGUGGGGCGGGCGGGGUGGGGAUUCAGGGGGUGCAGUUGGCGAGGGCAAUGGGAAUGAGACCAAUCGUGAUCGAUAGCGGCGAAGCAAAGAAGAAGCUCGCAACAACACUCGGAGCCGAAGUAUUUCUUGACUUCAAAGAAGAAACUGACAUCGCAUCUCGCAUCAAAGAAAUAGCAGAUGGUCUCGGAGCCAACGGAGUGAUCGUAACCGCCUGGCAAACAUACAGAGACGCAGUCUCCUACAUCGGCGAUCGAGCCAGCGCCAAAAUCGUAUGCAUCGGUCUCCCACCAGCCGAUCAAAACAUCAUCGCGGGAGCGCCGCCAUUGUUGUUCGCGCUGAAAAAAUUAACCGUCACUGGAUGUCUCGUGGGGACUCUACAAGAUACAGCUUCUGCACUCAAUUAUGCCAAACGGGGAUUGUUGAAACCUAUUGCUGAAGUACGAGGCUUGAGCGCUUUUCCUGAGAGUGUACAGCAGUUGAGAAGAGGAGAAGUUGCGGGGAGAAUUGUGAUUGAUUUUAAUAAGGAGUGAUGAUGGGUGAUGAUGAUGAUGAUGAUGAUGAUGGUGAUGUGCAUUUCGCGGUCAGAAGUAUGUAGUAGGUUCUUGGCUGUGUGGUGGUGUCCAAAGAGAAUACAAAAGUACAAGAUACCUACCUAGUACGGUUUAUCUGAGGAAGCACAAGCUCAAAAAAGAACCAUCAUCAUCAUCGUCAUCCAACAGCUCGGGAGAUCAGAGUUGUUC
Sphaerulina musiva SO2202 is the source of this 1338-nucleotide messenger RNA. RefSeq names its product alcohol dehydrogenase. Gene Ontology annotation, molecular function: oxidoreductase activity; zinc ion binding. Bases 40 to 1128 code for a protein of 362 amino acids. NCBI's taxonomy places the organism in Eukaryota, Fungi, Ascomycota, Dothideomycetes, Mycosphaerellales, Mycosphaerellaceae. The record is from RefSeq and is a predicted model, not a curated record. The transcript is spliced from 5 exons.